AUAAAUCCAAUCAUUUUUAUUAUUAUUCUAAUAACCGUUAUACUUGGAACCACAAUCGUCAUAAUUAGCUCCCACUGACUACUCAUCUGAAUCGGAUUUGAAAUAAACAUACUCGCCAUUAUCCCUAUUAUAAUAAAAAAACAUAACCCACGAGCCACAGAAGCAUCAACCAAAUAUUUCCUAACUCAAUCAACAGCCUCAAUAUUACUAAUAAUAGCUAUUAUUAUUAAUUUAAUAUUCUCAGGCCAAUGAACUGUGACAAAACUAUUUCACCCAACAGCCUCCAUACUCAUAACAAUAGCCCUCGCUAUAAAACUAGGAAUAGCUCCAUUCCACUUCUGAGUCCCAGAAGUAACACAAGGUAUCCCCCUAUCCUCGGGCCUAAUCCUACUCACAUGACAAAAACUAGCACCCAUAUCUGUACUUUACCAAAUCCUCCCAUCCAUCAACCUAGACUUAAUCUUAACCCUAUCAAUUUUAUCCAUUAUAAUUGGAGGCUGAGGAGGACUAAACCAAACCCAACUACGAAAAAUCAUAGCCUACUCAUCAAUUGCCCACAUAGGUUGAAUAACAGCAAUUUUACCAUACAACCCCACCAUAAUACUAUUAAACCUAAUUAUUUAUAUUACCAUGACCUCCACUAUAUUUUUACUAUUCAUAGCUAACUCAACCACAACCACCCUAUCACUAUCACUCACAUGAAAUAAAAUACCUAUCAUAACAACCCUAGUCCUCAUCACCCUCCUAUCAAUAGGAGGACUCCCCCCACUAUCAGGAUUUGUACCAAAAUGAAUAAUUAUUCAAGAAAUAACAAAAAAUAACAGCAUUAUCUUACCCACCCUUAUAGCAAUCACAGCACUACUAAACCUAUAUUUCUACAUACGACUCACAUAUUCUACCACACUCACAAUAUUCCCCUCCACAAACAAUAUAAAAAUGAAAUGACAAUUCUCGACCACAAAACGAAUAACUCUCCUACCAACCUUAACCGUACUAUCUACAAUACUCCUACCACUCACACCAAUCCUCUCAAUUCUAGAAU
Molecule: messenger RNA, 1042 nt
Organism: Capra hircus (goat)
Lineage: Eukaryota; Metazoa; Chordata; Mammalia; Artiodactyla; Bovidae
Source: the annotation of a RefSeq genome assembly